AAUCAUAGUUAAUGACCACGAAUUCAUUAACAUGUUUUUUUGAAUUUUUUUAUUAAGAUAUUAACAGUGUGAAAAUAAAAGGUUGUAACACAAAAUAAUUGAGAAGAAAGUACGCCACAAAGAGUACAAAAUGAAGAUAUUUAAAGAUAUAUGAAACAGGAAAAAAUCAUUAUAUUGCCACUCAUAUGAACAUUUCGAUAAAACAACAGAAUAAUUGCGUGUGUUCUUAUCUAGUGACGUCGAUGAGGUGUAAUUAUAAAAUAUACAAGACAAACGUAGGGUGCGGAAGAGACUACCAGAAGAUUAGCGUUCUAUCGAUUAUACUAUCAGUCAGGUUUUCAUUAAAUAGAAAAUACGAAGCAUGUAUUCUAGUCGCGCAGUUUAUUUCUCUACAAUCGUCGAACAAUGGAAAUGAAUGAAGAAUAGGAAAUAUAACAGAUAAGAUUAAAGAGAAAGUAUAUUAUCUAUUAUAACGUAUAUCAAACUUUCAGCACAUCUAUAAGUUGACGUUAUGUUUGGAAAAUAAUGCAUGUUUUUAUCAGGUUUUAUACGUAAAUUUCAUUUUCAUAGUAUCAAAUUUUUGUAGCCAUACGAAAGCUAGUAAAUGUGAUUACCACUGGUGAAUAUUUUGUUCUAAAAUUAUUAGAUGUUCGAGCUAUGAACAGAUAUAAACAGUUACAUGGAAUUGAAAAUUUUCUGCAGUUAAUAUGCACGAUAUUAAUGAAUAUCUAACAACAGGAAGAGCAGCCAUUUCGGUGCAUUAAAUGUUCCAUUAACUUAUGAGCUAAGCGGCCGCAGAGUCGAUUGUUUGCUUUUCUUUCAUUAAGCGGUGCUCGUGGCGCAAGGUGUAAAAUUAGGUUAAGGUUAAGCCAUGUAAAUGGCCGUGUAACCAUGUAACAGUUGCAGCCUCGUUGACGCAACGAUCGACAGAAAUCGCCGGGACGAAAACGCGAGUCUAUGCAGAGAAACCAACGGUAUAUGUAUAAUUUAUAACAGGGAACCGCGUAUAUUAAAUGUAGAGUAGCGUUAAAACGUCGCGUGCGGUAUAGUAUAGUACGCGAUAACGGGUUAUUCCCGAAACGCGAGAAAGUAUACACAGAGAUCGAUCUUCCGUUCAGGAAGUCUGUAUUCCACGAAACCGUACCUCGUGCGAAAGUCGAUACAAAAGCCGCUACCAGAGGCUAAUUUUUCUCCGUCUUUAUUUUCAACAACCAAGUAAUCGUGCGUGCACGUAAUCAUUUAUUCGACACCACAGCGCGUCAACAUAUAACGUUGGUAGCAAGCACUGUGAAUGCGAAUUGCAAGUGUUUUUAUUGAAAGCAGAAACAGAAUAGAUGCUUAUUUGACGAUCAUGAAGAACGAUCGAGUAAACAUCUUGUGCUGAUUCGAUUAACUGUGCUUCGUCCAUUUCCAAGAGUAUUGAUUCUAACCAGUGUACUGAAUAGUGUUCGAUCUAAAGAAGAAUGACUUAUAGAAAGCAGAUUUUAAUGGACUUCGCGGAGAUGUAACAUGUGUAUUUAUGUGAAUAGUGCACUAAUCGAUGGUGCAAUACUGUUUCCCAAUGUAAUAGCACCAGCAAUGUCCUUGGAGGAGUCGCGGCGUUCGCAGCGUCCCUACAGGUACGGAAUGGUUCUCCUUUGCGUUGGAGCACUGAUAAACUGGUUAGGCCUCGCAGAGAACUACGUCGAACCGGUACGAUAUGUUGGUGUUGCUUGCAUAAUCGCAGGCGCACUUCUCAUAUGUGCCGCAAUGUGUUGUUGGCUGCACGCACCGCCAAGUAGGGCAACCAUGCACACACAACACACAAAUCAUCCAAUCACAGCACAGAUCGACGAUCCUAUUCACGUAAUCUCCAUUGAGGAACCAUCUAGUGGAUCCAGACAAAAACCACCAGAUUACGAAGCGGUUACGGACGCGCCACCUAGCUACGACGAUGCCAUCAAGUUGAAUCCUAGUCAUCUAUUUAGGCCGAACAAUAGCAACACGUUGUCAUUACCAACUGUACACAACAUGGUUCCUAGAACCGUGGAGAUUGUUUCUAGGGACCCGACGCCGUCGCCGCCGCCGCCUUACGCGAGGUGAAAUAUUUGGCAAUACCACUCAUGAUCGCGACAAGAAAGGCUUGCGGCAUGCUAGAGUUCCUGUGUAUUGCAAUACAUCUACCAACCGACCAAGUACAAGAGUGCAAAGAUGGUACGAACCAUUCAGCCGUUCGUUAUAGCUGUUACAGCACCGUCAAGGAUGGGAGAGCCUCGUUUAAGUAGACCUCUUUUAAGUAGACUAAAGAUAUUUGUGUUCAAAGAAUCAAACGAACAGUUCUCCAAACGGGACUCCGCUUUUGUCACUGAAUCAACGCAACGACACGAUCGAAGCUAGAGUCGUAUUACAUUGGUCGUUACGUUUGAUCGAUGGAUUUCACGAAUCUGAAACGGAUGGCGAAUUUUGUUACAAGAACUUGAGAAAUUCGAAGAAGAGAGAGCUCAAGAGAGUCAAAGGGAAUGUAAACAUUGUGCCUUCUGCAAAGCGCCUAGAGAGACACAAGCCUAAAUGUUUGCACAAGAUACUCAUGACUUGAUACGUAGUUCCAGAGCUGUCGAAACUUCAAGUGAACUUGUCAAUAAACCAGUAUAAGCAUGAUUAGCGAACUCGUCUGGCUAAUUUAGAGUGAAUCUAAAAUAGCAAAUACGAAUUGUCGAUAAUUCGAUACACUUCGAUGCGUUUGUACAUUGUUAUAUCUGUACACAAUCUAUAAACUGUAUCCAUUGUCAUUAAAAAGAAUAGGAUUUGCUAUGGUCGAAGAACUUAAGAGACCUUUACGUCUUAAGAGACCUUAAAAGACGUGUAGCAAUUGGAGAGGGAAGCCCUAAAACGUGCCGGAACUAGAGAUGUUCUGAAUUUCAUUGCUUCGACAAUCCCGUGGCUUUUUAGAGGAAAUACGUUUGCUUGCCAUAUAAUUUCGAUGAUUAUCAUUUUUACACGAUGUACAUACCAUAUGCAAAACUCAUUCACACGUCCAUUUUAUUGUGAUAUAUACGAUUAUGCAGGUAUUAUAUAAUACGUUACUAUGUCAAGUUCGACGUUGCUUUGUGAAACAAGACUCUUUUUUUAUAACGAAAAUGCAAAUAUAAUGAUAGGCAACUUUUAAA
Bombus impatiens (common eastern bumble bee) is the source of this 3146-nucleotide messenger RNA. RefSeq lists its product as uncharacterized. The coding region runs from base 1510 to 2082 and encodes 190 amino acids. The transcript is spliced from 4 exons. Lineage: Eukaryota; Metazoa; Arthropoda; Insecta; Hymenoptera; Apidae. The record is from RefSeq and is a predicted model, not a curated record.